Trametes versicolor FP-101664 SS1 is the source of this 2662-nucleotide messenger RNA. RefSeq lists its product as uncharacterized. Lineage: Eukaryota; Fungi; Basidiomycota; Agaricomycetes; Polyporales; Polyporaceae. The transcript is spliced from 2 exons. The record is from RefSeq and is a predicted model, not a curated record. Bases 147 to 2240 code for a protein of 697 amino acids.
GGCCAACACUCGAACGCUGUUCUUUGUCUCUCCGACACCGUUCGCACCGUGCUGGCCAUCGCAGGGCGCGACUUUCUCCUUCUCUCGCCCCCUCGCAGUCUCUCUUAGUACCCCCACGCUCCUUUCCUCUCUUCUCUUUGCCAACCAUGUUCGACCAGGCCCCCCGUCGCUUCCACCCUCGCCAGACUACCAAUCAGACCGAUGCCCAGGGCUGCCUCAUCUGCCCGGACGACGCAACCAAUGGCUGCAAUUGUGCCUUCAACCAGCAGUGUAUCCUUAUCAACCGCGAUUGCAAUACAUGCGCUUAUAUGAGCUGCAUCGCGAACGAUGACACUUCUAGCACCUCCUCCAAGGGUGGUGUCAGCAAGGGAGCAGUCGCUGCAGCCGUCGUCGUGAUCAUUCUCGUCUUGGCUGGUGCCGUCGCAGCCUUCUUCUGGUACCGCAGGCGCCAACGCCUGCAACGGAACACCGCCCCCGAACAGGAAAACAAACCCGAUGUGCCAGCCCGUGCGGAGGACGUCCUCGGUAGGGAAGACCCCCACGAGAAGGUCACGUCGCCGCCGCCUCAGCUCUCCAGCAUCAGAAUUUUCUCUGGCUCAUCCAAUGGCACCAUUAACCUGGACCCCGCAGCAUCUGACGCGGGCCACUCUCAGCCCUCGCAGCGCGGUUCCGUCCAGUCAAACCCCUUCGAAGACAACCACUCCAUCCAAACCUCCUCUACCGGCGCCCAAUCAAACGUCAUUCCCAUCGCCCUUGUCCCUCCUGGCUCAGUUGGCAACUCGUCGGUCACUUCGGCGAACUCCCACACACACGACGGCUAUAAUGCCGCUCACGUUGGUAUGCACGCGCGCUCCGAUGUAAACCUGGACCAUGUCAACGUCUCCAACGACUCGCUCACUCAGCGGGGUGGUGCUUCCAACGCUGCGUCUGCGCGCUCUGGUGUAAAUGACAACACUACCUACAACAACAACCGCAGCUCGUACAUGACCACUGGCAGCUUCGCAAGCGACUUCUUGGAAACGUCUGUGAUCAUUACUCCCACUCGUGGCACGGUCAAGCAGGUCGUCGGUGUCGCCAAGGCUGAGGUUUUGCAUGCUUCGCCCAGCGACUCUCUUAGCCGUUCGUCGACCCUCUCCAAGGCACGUUCGCCGCUCGCAGCGUCCAGCUUCGGCCCGGCCGAUGUCAUGCAGGAGGCCGAGGAAGAGCAGGAAAUCACCGCACCAGCGAACCCCUUCUCGGACAGCAACUCGCCUUACUCGAGGUCUUCCCCUACGCCCUCGGCGACCACGUUCGGCACCCCGGAACCUUCGCACACCUCGUACAGCCGCCAGUCGCAGCAGGACGCAAACUGGCUCCAGGAGGACCCCGCCCAUCUGUACGGCCACUCUUCCAACGACAGCCGCCCUGCCAGCGUGUACACGCAGGCUUCCGCGAUCAUCGCAGACAUUAGCAGCGCGAAGCGCGUCCACCUCGGGUUCGAUCAGAUGCAGGGGAUGCCGAGCACGCCCCUCAGUGCUGCUCUGAGCACUCCCCGCUCGAACUACCGCAUGACGAACGCGAAGCUUGUCUCCCCCGUUGUGCAGCACAGCGCGGCGAUCGAGACUGGCGGCAGCGCCAACGCGGGUGCGCUCGAGCAACAGCAGGCCCGUGCGCUUCAGGAGCUGGCUGCGGAGUCGGGCAAGAACCGUAUGUCGAUGGCGUCCGUCAUGACCACGUCGACACGCGCAGACUCGAUUCUCGAGAGCUUCCCCUUCGUGCCUCCGUCCCCGAUCUCCAACCGGCCCAUCCGCACGCCCCCGCGCUCGCCGCUCACGCAGCAAUCGUUCGCCGGCGGCGCAGCGCAAGACGACCACCACGUGUCUGCACAAGAGACCGUGAACCGUGCUCGUGCGUCCGCGUCGUCGUCGUCGAUGCUCUCAGCGCUUGCGCCGCCGAACCGCAAGGUUCUCGGCAUGAGCGUCUCGUCGCAGAGUUCGACGGUGAGCAACGGUCUCGGCUCGUUCACGUUCCAGAUCGACUCCGGCACGUCGGACAGCACUCCCUCCUCGCCGCCGCCGUCUGCUUACUCAGGCAGUGACGGGUCGAGCAUGCGGAAGCGCGCCAGUCUGGACACGCUUGCGCUCACGAGCGACCUCUCAUCGUACCCGCUCGGCUUCGACAAGGGUAAUGCUCCCCCGUGCCCCAGGUGCCGCGGCGGUAAGCAGUGCCGCUGCUCCCCGCCAUGCGCGUUGUGCUACUGAGUCUGGUGUACGAUUAUACCUGUCCGGACGUGUCGUGUAACUGGAAGACAAACUCCCUCCCCCUCCCUCCCUCCCUCCCUCCCUCCUCCCCGAUCGCCUUUGCCCUGGUCUGAUUCUACAGCCUGGUUGACCCGGGCGAGACUCUUGCCUACGAUAGCGGCUGUCGUCCCCUUUCCCGUACGUGCCGUCCCGAUAUGCCCCUCUGUACGUCUGCUCUCUCUGUUCUCUACCUCCCUAGACCCGGUUGACUUAUCUAUCUUAUCUUUCUCUAUUCUACUUUGCUCUCGGUAGCUGCUCUCCCCCCUUCCGCUUCCCAUGCCCCCUCCUCCCUUCCGUGCCCCGUAGCUACCUGCCCGCCUUCGCCCCCUCCUCCGCCUUGCGCCGCCGCGCCCUUUCGCUUCCCGCGCCCGGCGGCGCUGUCC